AUGCAAAUCUCUACACUCUUUUCAACCGCCGCUACCAUGGCUGUUUUUAUGCCGAAUACAGUCCUCGCAGGUGGCAAAAACGGCCUGAAGGAUUGCCAAGUCUCCCUUACAGCAACUAGUGAAGCUAGGCGAUCGUUCUGGGAUACCCAAUAUGCGGAUUACAACGACGAUGUGGAGAUUUCUGCAGGGCGACACAAGUUUGUUAUUCAUGUGGAACAGGAUUGCGGCGGAAGCAAGGUCUCUGGAACUAUACCCCCGCAUCACCUUGUCAUAUUAAGUCCCAUGUCUGGUGGAGGCCGUCGUACUAUUAUCAACUCGGCCGGUGAAGUAAGGCUGGCUGCAACAUGA
Molecule: messenger RNA, 348 nt
Organism: Pyricularia oryzae 70-15
Lineage: Eukaryota; Fungi; Ascomycota; Sordariomycetes; Magnaporthales; Pyriculariaceae
Exons: 1
Coding region: 1-348 (115 amino acids)
Source: RefSeq, a predicted model, not a curated record